This is a messenger RNA of Coregonus clupeaformis (lake whitefish), 1802 nucleotides long. RefSeq names its product X-linked Kx blood group (McLeod syndrome) (gene xk). Lineage: Eukaryota; Metazoa; Chordata; Actinopteri; Salmoniformes; Salmonidae. Gene Ontology annotation, cellular component: membrane. The record is from RefSeq and is a predicted model, not a curated record. The transcript has 3 exons. The coding region runs from base 205 to 1638 and encodes 477 amino acids.
UGAGCGCACUGCGAGCUCACUGCGCCACCUACCGGCCCUUUCCGGGACAACACCACUAGACGAGAAAACAGCCUGUCAAAUAGAUGAGCCCGAGCCACAGCAAGCGCCCGCCAGGAGAGCAUCUCCCUCUCGGAGUCGGCUCUCGGUUAGUGCACGAUGGUAGGGAGGAGCGGCCCGCCUUCCCCGAUGGCUGAGUGAGUGAGAAUGCGACUCCCCAGCUCCAUAUUUGUGUCGGUGUCUCUGUUCACAGCCGAGACCACGGCAGCCCUCUACCUCAGCUCCACAUACCGCUCCGACGGCGACCAGAUCUGGCAGGGGCUCACCCUCCUCUUCACCCUGGUAACGUCGGUGCUCGUGCAGCUGACGCUCACCUUCAUUCACCGGGACCUUAGCAGGGACCGACCGCUGGUUCUGCUGCUUCACAUCCUGCAGCUCGGACCCAUCGUGAGGUGUCUGGAGGCGUUCUGUAUCUACGGCAGUGUGGGCCGGGUAGAGGAGCCGUAUGUCAGCAUCACGCGGAAGCGUCAGAUGCCCAGGGGGGGCCAGUCUGAGGAGGUGGAGAGACAGGUUGGGCAGGCAGAGGGCAAGCUGUUCACCCACCGUGCCGCCUUCGCCCGCACCUCUGUCAUCCAGGCCUUCCUGGGCUCCGCCCCCCAGCUCACCCUGCAGCUCUACAUCUGUGUCCUGCAGCAGGGGGUGUCCAUCGGCAGAGGCACCCUCAUGGUGAUCUCCCUGCUGUCCAUCGUAUAUGGUGCCCUGCGCUGCAACAUCCUGGCCAUCAAGAUCAAGUAUGACGACUACGAGGUGGACGUGCGUCCCGCCGCCUACCUCUGCAUCUUCCUGUGGCGCAGCUUCGAGAUCGCCACGCGCGUCACCGUCCUGGUGCUCUUCAGCUCGGUACUGCAGCUCUGGAUCCUCCCCGUGGUGCUGCUCAACUUCUUCCUCUUCUUCCUCUACCCCUGGGUGCUGUUCUGGCAGAGCCACUCGCCCUUCCCGGAGAACAUCGAGAAAACCCUAACCCGGGUGGGCACCACCAUCGUCCUCUGUCUCCUCACGUUCCUCUACGCAGGCAUCAACAUGUUCUGCUGGUCGGCGGUGCAGCUGAAGCUCAACGACCCAGACCUGAUCAACAAGUCUCAGAACUGGUACCGCAUGGCCGUGUACUACAUGCUGAGGUUCGUGGAGAACGCCUCUCUGCUGCUGCUGUGGUACGUCUACAAGACAGACUUCUAUAGGUUCAUCUGUGCUCCGUUAUUAGUGCUGCAGCUGCUGGUGGCCUACACCAUGGCCAUCUUCUUCAUGCUGGUCUUCUAUCAGUUCUGCCACCCCUGUAGGAAGCUCUUCUCCUCCAAUAUGUCCCAGGGCCUGUGGGACUGCUCCGCCCUGCUCUGUCUAGUCUGCUACGCCCCUGACGGGGACGUCGUCCGGCCAAUAGAGAAGUCUGUUCUGGACCCUCUGGCCCCCGACCCCACCCCCCACAAGGAGUCAGCCAAUGACACGUCAUAUGAUGUGGCCAAUGACACAGCAUACACCAUGCCCAAUGACACAAUGACCUAUGACAUGCCCAAUGACACGACUCAUGAAGUGUUGAGCGAGAUGAACGGCGACGUGAGCCACAGUCUGUCCAGCAACGCUUAAAGAGCCGUGAUUGGUUGUGUGUAGGGUAGGGCGGCUCUAAUUGCGAUUUUUGGACCAAAUAUUGCGAUUGUGAUUUGACUUGCGAUAUAGAUACAAAACCCUUGGCUGAACUGUUGGAAUCAUUGAAAUAGAAUGACUUAUAUUAAGAAGCAAAGUGGAAAGUA